CACGGAGUCGCCUCCGCCGGAGUAAUGACUUAGGUGAACCAUCAUGGCUGAAGAGGAGGAGUACAUAUGGAAGGGAGAAAUCCCAGUCCCGCAACAUCUUAUCGAGUACAUUGACGUAGCUGUCAAAGACGCGCUUCCGUCACGGACUCAGUUCUUUGGCAUCUCGCCAAGUGGAAUGUCGUAUUGGGCACGUACUGCCAAGAUCGAUGCACAAGAUGCGGACGGAAACCAGACUCCUUUCUUUAUCAAGGUCCACAAAUUUGACCAUGGAAAGAGCAUGGUGUCAUCAGAGUACAUCGCGGCACAGGCCAUGCACAGAGCCUACCCUGAGCUCGUCCCCGAGCCGAUAGCUUGGGGCACUUAUAAAGCGGAGGAAGAGGUUUACUUCCUUCUCAUGCGUUUCCAUGAUCUUUCAGGAGACAUCCCCGAUGUGUCUACCUUCCCGGCUCUCCUCGCCAAGCUGCAAACGAGACCGGAAGCAAAGUCCCAGACAGGAGAGUUUGGCUUUCCCAUAAUCACCUACGGUGGACGCAAUCCAUCUGUCUUCCCUUUGAGCAAAUCCUGGGAGUUCACUUUCACUGGCUGUCUCGAGGCUGCGUUCAUCGCAGAGGAGCAAACGCAUGGCUCGGAUCCCGAGAUGACAAGACUUCGAGACGAAUUGUUCCUCAAGGUGAUCCCGCGACUGAUUCGCCCGCUUGAGACUGAGGGACGCCGUAUCGAACCGAUUCUCUGUCAUGGCGACAUGUGGGAUGGGAAUGUCUCAGUUGACAGGGCAACGGGCGAGCCGAAGAUUUUCGACCCAACACCACUGUAUGCCCACAGGGAAUAUGAGUUGGCGCCCUGGUUCAUCGCACGCCACAGAAUGACCGAUGCCUACGUCAAUGAGUACACGAAGCAUAUUCAGAUCGCAGAACCCAAAGAGGACUUCCAUGACCGAGGCAUUCUCUACAGUCUACGAUUCAACAUCCAUGCGUCAUCUUUGUAUCCUGGAAACCUUCGUAUGCGUAAAACUGCCAUCAAAGACAUGAGAUAUCUCAUAGAGAAGUACCCGCAAGGGUACGAUGGCUAUGCUCGGGAGCGUGGUCUUGAGGUCGGAAAGACAAGUUGGCAGACGAAAGCGCGGAUCUAGCAAAUUCCAGACGUCAUCUCGAAAUUUUGAUGUUGAAUUCCCGUAGCGUCAGGCGGAGACUUAUCUGCAUCGCACACGCCUGGUCUCGUUGUCUUUCAGACCUUGCUGCCUCAUAGAUAUAGGAUACAGUAUUCAGCUCAUUAACUCUUAGCCUUUGA
This is a messenger RNA of Diaporthe batatas, 1287 nucleotides long. RefSeq lists its product as uncharacterized. The coding region runs from base 44 to 1129 and encodes 361 amino acids. The transcript is spliced from 5 exons. The record is from RefSeq and is a predicted model, not a curated record. Lineage: Eukaryota; Fungi; Ascomycota; Sordariomycetes; Diaporthales; Diaporthaceae.